Messenger RNA from Penicillium macrosclerotiorum, 981 nucleotides. RefSeq names its product MAGE domain-containing protein. The transcript is spliced from 3 exons. NCBI's taxonomy places the organism in Eukaryota, Fungi, Ascomycota, Eurotiomycetes, Eurotiales, Aspergillaceae. The record is from RefSeq and is a predicted model, not a curated record. Bases 1 to 981 code for a protein of 326 amino acids. Gene Ontology annotation, biological process: DNA repair. Gene Ontology annotation, cellular component: nucleus.
AUGUCUCAAGCCCGGAAAAGACGCGCGACUGAUCUUAACUCGCCCGGAAGCCAAACACGAAACCAGCGCCCUCGCAGUACACCAGACUCUGACGCGGAAGUUUCUGAUGGUGAUGCCCCUUCAAAUACAGAUGCCAUGGUGAGAAAGAUGGUGCGACUCGCGCUCGCAUGCGAGUAUGCCCGCCUGCCCAUUCGGCGGCCCGACAUCAGCACCAAAGUCCUCGGCGAGCAGGGAUCGCGGCAAUUCAAGCUUGUCUUCGAGACAGCACAGAAACACUUGCGCAGUAAAUUUGGUAUGGAGAUGACGGAGCUGCCAGCAAGAGAGAAAUUAACAAUCACACAGCGGCGGGCCGCUCAAAAAACCGAAAAGCCCUCCAGCACCAACAAAUCCUGGGUACUAACAAGUACUCUGCCCGCAAAAUACCGUAACAUGUCCAUCCUGGCCCCGCCUAAAGCCCCCUCCACCAGCACAGAAAGCGCCUACACAGCUAUAUACACCUUCUUAAUCUCAGUGAUCACCCUGAAUGGAGGCUCACUGGCGGAACACAAGCUCGAUCGGUACCUCGCGCGGAUGAACGCUGACGAAAACACACCGUUCGACCGGAAGGAUAAAGUCAUGGCGCGGCUACGCCGAGAGGGAUACUUAGUGCGCCAUGAGGAAAAAGAUGGCGACGAGAACCGGGUAGAGUAUACGGUUGGACCGCGAGGGAAGAUCGAGGUCGGAACGAGCGGUGUGGCAGGGCUAGUGAGAGAGGUUUAUGGGCGUUCUGAGGGAGAUGGGAAUGGUACACAGGCGGAGCGGGAGGACAGAGCGGAGUUUGAGGCAAAAUUGAGGAGGAGUCUUGGGAUUACGGAGGUGUACCGGCCGCAGGAAGAGGAGGUGGAGCAGGAGCAGAGAGUUGAUGAGGGACCGAGACGGUCUUCAAGGCGUGCUGCUACGAAUGCUGCGGAAGAGUCAGAAUCAGAACAAGACAGUGAUUAG